Messenger RNA from Oryza brachyantha (malo sina), 1872 nucleotides. Its product is annotated as V-type proton ATPase subunit G1-like. Gene Ontology annotation, molecular function: proton-transporting ATPase activity, rotational mechanism. The transcript is spliced from 6 exons. Gene Ontology annotation, biological process: proton transmembrane transport. Gene Ontology annotation, cellular component: vacuolar proton-transporting V-type ATPase complex. Bases 1248 to 1712 code for a protein of 154 amino acids. Lineage: Eukaryota; Viridiplantae; Streptophyta; Magnoliopsida; Poales; Poaceae. The record is from RefSeq and is a predicted model, not a curated record.
GCUAGCCACAGGCGACAGAUCCGCUCCUGGCUGGCCGGCUCUCGCAACCCCAACACCCCUCGAGAAUCGUCGCGCGCGCAGGUGAUCGGGUAUGAUUUGGUGUGCAUUGUGGAUUUCUGGGUCGGAUCAGGAGUGAUUCUGGGGAUUAUUGCCUCCCGCGCGCAUCCAUAGAUGUGUACCUGUUUAGUUGUUCUGAUUGUUUUCAGCCGAUCAUAUCAUCAAUUUAUCAUAAGAUCUCUCGGUGCACUCUGUGGUUUGAUUUUGUGUAAGAAGAAAUGUCAUGUCGCAUGGUUAUGCUCUGUAGAUUUGAGAUUGAGAGCAGGCGUUAUUUUGUGCGAGCACACAUUUUAAAUAUUCUAAACUACUGCUAGUAGUUAUGGUCAACUACUCAACUAAUUCCCUGCCUUCGUCACUUCGAAGUACAGCAUUACAUAGGCCUAUAGCAUCUUCAUUUGUAUUAACUCGCUAGAAUAAGAAUAUAUUUAUUGCUUCUCCUAGUGUAUUAACUCAUUAGAAUAGGAACAGGGAACAGUUCUUCGUUCAGUCUCCUUUUACACGCUUAAACAUAACAGAAAUAAGUGGAACUGAAUUGCAGGCAAGCUGGUAGAUUGAAAAGAACCCCCUCACUAGUCAGUCCCAGUAAAAACAACAGGGAUUAGAUCCCACUUUCCUCGUAUUGUGCUUCUGAGUACAAAGUAGAUUUGGAAAAUAGAUUUUUCUUUUGUUUUUUUCCUAGUGCAUCAUAGUUCAAUUCAUAUAGUUGCAUGCCAAAUUAGUACGUGUUGUUGUAAUAAAAAGUUCGCCAAAUUAGCGCCUGUUAUUGUAAUUAAAAUUCAGUGCCUUUAUAAUUAAAAGAUCACAACUGCCUUUUUACUUACAUUUUUUACCGGGCUUUUUCUAAGGCCCUAUUCGUUUCACAGGAGAAGUGGAGGAAUACUGUUUGUAGCAGAUUUAUUCCUAUCAACCAUGUUCGUUUUACAGGAUUGAAUGGCAGGAAAAGUAAAGGAUUUUUUUCCUAUCGUACGGGUCCCAAGAAGAAAACGGAGGAAAUUUUGCCUCCAGUACGACCUCAUGGGAAAAUUCAUGGCGGGAAAUGAGCGCGCGCGGUAGCUCUCUCGCGGCAAAAAGGCAAGCGUGAAAUAAUAAAAAAAUCCUUCGAUGAAUCUCUCCAAGACCUCGUCCUACCAGUAGCAGGCACCUUCGCCUCAGCCGUUGCCGUAUGCGGCAUCGACGAGGAGGAGGACGGGAUGAGCGGCGAGGAUCGGCGAGGACGGGCGGCGGCGAGGACCUGGGAGGAGGGGACAAGCGGUGGUGGGGAUCGGCCACGACGGGACGAGUGGCCGCAGGGAUCGACGAGACUCGUUUAUUGCAGAAGGAAGAUGGAUGCUAGUAGGCGCCAAGGUGGAAUUCAGCAAUUGUUGGCUGCAGAGCAAGAAGCUCAACAAAUUGUGAAUGCUGCUAGGAACGCUAAAUCAGCAAGACUUAGGCAGGCAAAAGAGGAGGCGGAGAGAGAAAUAGCUGAAUACCGUGCUCAGAUGGAAGCUGACUUCCAGAGGAAAGUUGCAGAGAGUAGCGGGGAUUCCGGUGCAAAUGUCAAACGGCUUGAGCAAGAAACUGACGAGAAAAUUGUGCAACUAAAGCAGCAGGCUGCAAAUGUCUCCCCUGAAGUGAUCCAGAUGCUUCUUAGGCAUGUUACCACCGUGAAGAACUGAUAAUAGCUGUAAACCUUGCCGACAAAUUAACCCGAGAUUGUGCUCAAAUUGUGUGCUAUCCUUUUAUUAUUCGAAGAUGGAUUACGAAUGUCCCUGUCAGCUAUUGCUUCGAACCUUGUUCUUACUCGUUGCUAUAAGCUACAGCAGAUUUAUUGGUGAA